CAUUUACCUUGCAUGCUGAAUAGCAGAAUGCGCUACCUUCAAGUGAUUAUUGUUCUCGCUUCCCACAAUCAUCUUUAACCGGUAUAAAAGUCGCCUUUUAGUGUUUAAUUUUCUGCGUCUCAUAAUCUCAUAUUUCAGUACCGUAUUAUUUGCACAAUAUAUUUUCUUUUUACUAUCAAAAUAUUUAAAUUUCUAUUCAUGGCUGGUGCGUGACAAAAUGGCUACCUACAGAAAAUGGGAUCAUUCGGAAAUUCAUCUCUGUACAUUUUCAUAUCACUGUUCGGUGGCAGCACUUUACUGCUUUUCCUUAUUUGUUUCUGUUGCCAAAGGAAAUUACAGGCCAGGACACUCGCAAUGGCCGAUAUCACUGACGUCGAAAGUCAACAAGCCAGACAGGGAGCUUCACGAAACCAACGUCGAAGUGACACACAUCAGCUGAUUACUGCUAUUAUAACACCUCCACCGGACUAUGCCACAGUGAUCAAGAAAGAUUCCUUGUGCGAGCCAGCACCGCCAGCAUACGAAGUUGCAGUCGCUGGACUUCAGUCAGACGGUUAUGUGUGAAAAAAAUAUGCGGAACUUUGCCGAAACACCAAGGAAUAUAAAAUUGAUAUGUGAUAAGAAAUGACUCUACAGGUUACAGAGAAAAAAAAAAGAAAAUUUGAGACAAAUCGUUUGGUAAUACAAGAUGUAUCUAGAACCUGAUUCAGUAAUUUCAUGAAAUUAAAUAUACGUGUGAAUUAUGUGUGCGUUACUAUUGGAGCUGCGUUUAGUUAUUUUCUGCCAUUCAAUUACGUGAACAACAAAGGUAUAAAGGGGGGAAAGAAAGCGACUAUAAAUAUUGUAAUGGUAAUAGAAUGAUUCAAACUUACAGAUUGCGCAGUGAUUAAAUCAGUGAUAUUUGGAUAUUGCGCCACAUUUUUAUGCAUGAAAUUUAUAUCUAAAACUAUUAAAUUCCUCUGUAAUAAUUAAGAAUGUAAAUAAAAGCAUGCAUCUUUCGUUGUA
Messenger RNA from Stegodyphus dumicola, 1005 nucleotides. RefSeq lists its product as uncharacterized. NCBI's taxonomy places the organism in Eukaryota, Metazoa, Arthropoda, Arachnida, Araneae, Eresidae. The record is from RefSeq and is a predicted model, not a curated record.